GCAAGGGAUAGCAACGUGUCUUUGCUUAACAGGACAUUUCUUUAUUCAGAUGGUUGAUAGCAUAGGCAAUAAUAAUUCAGAUAAGGAAUGGCUAAAGUACGACUUUGCUGGGGGCAGUACCAGUGAUGAUGGAAUCAUCAAGGAGCAAGACAGAUUGCUACCCAUAGCUAAUGUGGGACGGAUCAUGAAGCAGAUUCUGCCUCCCAGCGCAAAAAUCUCGAAAGAAGCCAAGGAAACCAUGCAAGAAUGUGUAUCUGAGUUCAUAAGCUUUGUCACUGGAGAGGCAUCCGACAAGUGUCACAAGGAGAAGCGCAAGACAGUCAAUGGGGACGACAUAUGCUGGGCUCUUGCAUCUCUAGGGUUUGAUGAUUAUUCCGAGCCCCUAAAGAGGUAUUUAUACAAAUAUAGGGAGGUAGAAGGAGAGAGAGCAAGCCAUAACAAGGCAAGCAACAACGAAGAAAGAGAUGAUUCCUCGAAGUAUAGAGGUGAAUCAAUCUUGAAGGCUACUGUUUCUCCUCAUACUCCAUUGAAGCUCCCUGGGAAUAUUGAUAGAAGUAACAGUCUCUCAAGGCGAUUUUGAAUUCUUGGAACAAAGUAUGUUAACAGUCCUUAAUUAGUCCUAAAUAUUGCCGGUAUUGAUAUAGCUAGUUUUUAUGAUAUUUGGUUAUGUUUCCUUUUUCUUUUUUUCUUUUUUUUGUGUGGUGGUGAUCAUAGUGGGGCAUAAUUGCUGAUGAGGGGCUAGGGAGGCUGAUUUAGUUGUGUUCGAUCAAUUUCUGUGAGCGUUAAAAAUUCUUGGGUUUGUUUUUGAUUGAUUGUUAUUAAUUACAGUAAGAGUUAUGUGAAAUUAAGGUUAAGACUUUGAUAA
Molecule: messenger RNA, 865 nt
Organism: Populus euphratica (Euphrates poplar)
Lineage: Eukaryota; Viridiplantae; Streptophyta; Magnoliopsida; Malpighiales; Salicaceae
Product: nuclear transcription factor Y subunit B-5
Exons: 1
Coding region: 50-580 (176 amino acids)
Biological process (GO): regulation of transcription by RNA polymerase II
Cellular component (GO): nucleus; CCAAT-binding factor complex
Molecular function (GO): DNA-binding transcription activator activity, RNA polymerase II-specific; RNA polymerase II cis-regulatory region sequence-specific DNA binding; protein heterodimerization activity
Source: RefSeq, a predicted model, not a curated record